Molecule: messenger RNA, 1404 nt
Organism: Oncorhynchus keta (chum salmon)
Lineage: Eukaryota; Metazoa; Chordata; Actinopteri; Salmoniformes; Salmonidae
Gene: kcnj13
Product: potassium inwardly rectifying channel subfamily J member 13
Exons: 4
Coding region: 277-1389 (370 amino acids)
Biological process (GO): regulation of monoatomic ion transmembrane transport; potassium ion import across plasma membrane
Cellular component (GO): plasma membrane
Molecular function (GO): inward rectifier potassium channel activity
Source: RefSeq, a predicted model, not a curated record
GGCUCAGUCCGGCUCCCACGCCGAAGAGUUCCUGGGGUGACACUAUCUUUUCCUCCCUUUACCUCGGGAAUACCUUGGGAUUUACCCCCCAUCUUCUCAUCCCACGGAUUUGGUGGUUUUCCCGCCCCUCGCCUCGCCUCCUGCCCGCCCUCGGAUCAGAGCUCGGGUGAAAAGGGCACCAUCAGAGGGGUGAUCGCUGGCCCUGGUGCAACACUACAAUACCUUUAUCCUGACCUGCCCACUUGCCUGCCCUCGACCCCUCACCUCCCUGUAACCAUGACAACCAAAAUGACCAACGACCUGGACGGGAACAAGGUCUCCUCCUCCCCUCUUCUGUUGUCCACAUCAUCCCCAUCCUACCUGUCUUGCCAGCGUCUGGUGACCAAGGAUGGUCACUGUGCCCUGCGCUCCUCCCCUCCCUCUCCUGGCCUGUGGCCCUCCUGGGCCUCUGCCUCUGCCUGGCUGCUAGCUCUACAGGACCUGUGGGGGGCAGUGGUGUGCCUGCGCUGGCGCUGGGUCCUCUUGGCCUUCUGCACCUCCUUCGUGGCCCACUGGCUGCUGUUCGCCUGCCUGUGGUACCUACUGGCCCACUUCAAUGGAGACCUGGCGGUGGAGGACCACGACGCUCCUCCAGAGGGUCACGUAGUGUGUGUCAAACACAUCACCAGCUUCACUGCAGCCUUCUCUUUCUCCCUGGAGACCCAGCUGACCAUAGGGUACGGCACCAUGUUCCCCAGUGGGGACUGUCCCAGCGCUAUAGCCCUGCUGGCGGUUCAGAUGCUGCUGGGGCUCAUGCUGGAAGCCUUCAUCACAGGUGCGUUUGUGGCUAAGAUCGCCCGUCCCCAGAAGCGUGCGGGGGCCAUCCAGUUCAGCCCCCAGGCGGUGGUAGGUCAGCACCAGGGCCAGCCCUGCCUCAUGUUCCGGGCCACCAACCUUCUGCGCCGCCCCCUGGUGGAUGUGGAGGUCAGUGCCGUCCUGUACGAAGAGAGAGACGACCAGGUCCUGCACCAGACCAACCUGGACUUCCAGCUGGACCGGCUGGGCCCCCGCCCCUGCCCAUUCUUCAUCUUCCCCCUCACCUUCUACCACAUCCUGGACCGCCACAGCCCCCUUUACCCAGCCCUGCGUGAGGGCAGCACCAGCCACUUUGAGCUAGUGGUGUUUCUCUCCGCCUCACAGGAGGGCACGGGCGACGCCUGCCAGAAAAGAACGUCCUAUCUGCGCCAGGAGAUCCAGUUUGAGCGGCGCUUCGUGCCCGCCAUGGGGCUGGACAAGCAUGGCAGGUACCAGGUGAGCAGUCAGCACUUUGGCAUGGCCCACUGCAAGGAGCCGCUGGACAAGGAGUGUGUGGUGCAGAUCAACGGGGACGGGAGUGACAGGAUGGAGUAAGGGGGGAAAGGAGUA